AUGAAAACUUUGAAAACUCAUUUUGACGUUGUCCAUGAUAUGUUAAAUGCUAGUGGAUUUGGUUAUGAUGAAAUGAAACAGUGCGUGGUAGCUGAAAAAACAGUAUGGGAUGCUUACUUACAGGAGUUGUGCAUAAUAUUUGGAAAGGAUCGUGCUAACGGUAAGGAAGCUGCAACACCAAAUGAUGUUUUAGAAGCACUGGAAGAUGAAGAACUUGAUAAGGAGAAAGAGGCUGAUAAUGAUGAUGUUGAAAACCCUUUAGAUGAUAUACUUAUACCACUAAUAGUUGGUAAUACUAGUAAAACAUGUUCUAAAAAGAAAAGAAAGAAGAAAAGCCAAAGUGGUGAAGAAAUGAUAUUAGAAAUGGUAAAGAGUUCAUCAAGUUUCAUUGGCUCUAAGAUGGAUUCAUCUAGUGAACGCAUUAGUAGAGCAAUUGAAGAUGCAUCAGUGAAAGAUAUGAAACUCAAGCUAAAUGAAGAACUGAAGAAAUUAUCCGGUUUUAGCAUGGUUGAGCGACAUAGAGCAACUGCUAAACUUGCUCGUGAUCAUGACUUGUUGGAUAUUUUUUUUACAAUUGAAGAUGAGGAGAAGGAAGCAUGGGUUAAAGAAGUAGUUCUUUAA
Molecule: messenger RNA, 621 nt
Organism: Cornus florida
Lineage: Eukaryota; Viridiplantae; Streptophyta; Magnoliopsida; Cornales; Cornaceae
Exons: 2
Coding region: 1-621 (206 amino acids)
Source: RefSeq, a predicted model, not a curated record